Aureobasidium vineae is the source of this 927-nucleotide messenger RNA. The record is from the annotation of a GenBank genome assembly. NCBI's taxonomy places the organism in Eukaryota, Fungi, Ascomycota, Dothideomycetes, Dothideales, Saccotheciaceae.
AUGGGAGCACAAAAACAGCUUCUGGUGACGGCUACGCCCAAACACCCCUCAACACCAUCAAGGUAUACAAACACAGAGNCUGCCUACGACUACCAAACCAUUCACUCCAUCUUCGCCUCCACCCUCGUCUCCCACGUCUCCUUCAUCACCCUCGACGAACACAAUGACCCAACACCAAUAAAUCUGCCUUUGACAGCAGUACUAGGCCGCUACGAUGUUUCCCACCCUCUCCCCGAUCACCCUACCCCUGAACAGUCUUCCCACCAUAAAGACCUCAACAGACCGCUAGACCUCUACCUCCACGGCAACGUAGCAAUGAUGCUGCGACGCGCAGUCCUCAAGAACGGAACCAUAAAAGUCUGCAUCACAACCACAAAAGUGGACGGUGUAGUUCUAAACUAUACACCCAAUGGCCACUCCCUAAACUAUCGUUCCGCCGUCAUCCAUGGAACCGUUGAACUCGUCUCUUGCCCAGAAGAGAAAAAAUUCGCAAUGCAUCUCCUUACGAACCAUAUGGUUCCUAAUCGCUGGCAAAAGGUGAAUCCAGUCACGUCUUCAGCGCUAAAGAGCGUGCAGGUGCUUCGCGUAAGCAUUACGUCCGCAAGCGCAAAGGUGCGGGCCAAGAAUAUGGGGUUGGCGGAUAGUUGCAACAUUGCUGCCGAGAGAGAUAACAUAUAUACUGGUGUGAUUCCUUUAUACGAGGUACUAGGGGAGCCGGUGGAGAGUGGGUAUAGUCCGGGCAGACCUGUACAAAAGCACUUACAGGAAUGGAGAGAAGAGAGAAAUGCACAGGAAGAAGCGUAUGCGGUGGCAGCAGCAGAGAAUGAACCUGAAGAAGCAGAAACAAUAGCCGAGCAUGUCAAGAAAAUUGAUGAGAUACAGCGGCAGAGAGGUAAAGAGACGGUAGAUACGGGAGUUGGUGUCUAG